This is a messenger RNA of Lasiodiplodia theobromae, 1671 nucleotides long. Its product is annotated as MFS transporter. The transcript is spliced from 5 exons. The record is from RefSeq and is a predicted model, not a curated record. Lineage: Eukaryota; Fungi; Ascomycota; Dothideomycetes; Botryosphaeriales; Botryosphaeriaceae. Gene Ontology annotation, molecular function: transmembrane transporter activity. Bases 1 to 1671 code for a protein of 556 amino acids. Gene Ontology annotation, biological process: transmembrane transport.
AUGGAGGCAGCGGGAGCAGACAUCGAGUCCGAACGGCCAGCUGCCGUUUCGCACUGGCGACUCCUGGCCGAUCAGGCGCUUCUGACGCCUCACGUUCUGAGCUCGAGUUUCCACGGGCAGGGAACCGAAACGGAGCCGUUCAUCGUCGAAUGGGAUGACCACGAUCCCAGGAACCCCCAAGGCUGGGCUAAGUGGUACAAGUGGAUCAUCACCGUGGUGGUCGCCAUUGCUUCGCUAGCCGUGUCCUUUUGCUCGUCCGCAUAUUCUGGAGGCAUAGCGGACAUGAUGCGAGACUUUGACAUCAGUCGAGAGGUUGCCGUGCUCGGCCUGAGUCUGUUUGUCGUUGGCUUCGCUUUAGGUCCUCUGCUCUGGGCUCCGCUCAGCGAACUGUAUGGCCGACAAGUCAUCUUCUUCGUGACCUUCGGCGCCUAUGCCGCUUUCAACGCUGGUGCCGCGGGCUCUCAGAACACCGAGACCGUGCUCAUACUGCGGUUCCUCGCUGGCUCGUUUGGAUCAUCGCCGUUGACCAAUGCCGGUGGAGUCAUUGCGGACAUGUUCGAGGCAGAAGAGCGCGGACUGGCCAUGUGCGUGUUUAGCAUCGCUCCCUUUAUGGGUCCAGGACCAGUCGUUGGCGGAUUCCUCGGAGAGACUGCAGGCUGGCGAUGGCUCGAAGGGCUGAUGGCCAUCUUCUCUGGAACGCUCUGGAUCGUCGGCACUCUGGCCGUCCCCGAAACAUACGGCCCCGUCAUUUUACGAAAGCGCGCAGAGAAGCUGGCUCGAAUGACUGGCAAGCACUACCGAAGCAUAGUCGACCAUGAUAGAGGUAAAAUGACCUUCCAGAAGGUGCUGAACAAGAGCAUGCGUCGGCCGUGGGCUUUACUCUUUAGGGAGCCCAUCGUUCUGCUCUUGACCAUCUACCUGGCUAUCGUCUAUGGCAUUCUGUACAUGCUGUUCGGCGCUUUUCCUGUGGUGUAUCAGCAGCACCGACAAUGGACCCAAGGGGUGGCUGGGCUACCCUUCCUUGGAGUGGCCAUCGGCAUGGUGGUCUCGAUGCUGUACAACAUCUUGGAUAACAGGCGCUACAUACAAGUCGUGAAAGCGAACCAUGGUCAUGCGCCCCCAGAGUCCCGGCUCCCGCCUAGCAUCGUCGGCAGCUUUGCGUUGCCCGUUGGCCUCUUCUGGUUUGCAUGGACCAGCGGUGCCUCGGUGCCUUGGCCGGCCAGCGUUGCAGCAGGCAUCCCUUUUGGAUUCGGCAUGGUGCUGGUCUUCAUGGGAAUCAUCAACUACCUUGUGGACUCAUACACCAUCUAUGCAGCAUCAGUGAUGGCUGCAAAUUCUGUACUACGAUCAUUGUUUGGAGCUGCCUUUCCGCUGUUUACGGUGCAGAUGUACAACAAGCUGGGCAUCCAUUGGGCUUCUUCGCUUGCGGCGUUCCUAGCUCUUGCGUGUCUACCGUUCCCUUGGCUCUUCUACAAGUACGGGUAUGCGGUGCGAGUCAGAUGCAAGUACGCGGCGCAGGCGGAGAAGUUUGCACGGGAAAUGAGGGAAAGGGACUUGAGAGACGAGCCCGAGGACGGUAUUGAGCAGAGCGGGCAACGGACGCCGGACAACUCUGACGGCGAAACCACCAAGGAAGGGGAGCAAAAGGCAGCGGGGAAAUCGGAGGAAUAA